This is a messenger RNA of Chilo suppressalis (striped riceborer), 315 nucleotides long. NCBI's taxonomy places the organism in Eukaryota, Metazoa, Arthropoda, Insecta, Lepidoptera, Crambidae. The record is from the annotation of a GenBank genome assembly.
AUGUCGUUAUCGCUAAGUGACGCGACGACGUUGCGGCUGGGUGAUGCGACGACGUUGCGGCUGGGUGACGCGACGACGUUGCGGCUGGGUGACGCGACGACGUUGCGGCUGGGUGACGCGACGACGUUGUGGCUGGGUGACGCGACGACGUUGCGGCUGGGUGACGCGACGACGUUGCGGCUGGGUGACGCGACGACGUUGCGGCUGGGCAACCAAGCUCUGACGGAAGGUGUUGUAGUUUUACUCGCUGGUGAUUUGAGGCAGACACUACCCGUUAUGGAGAGGGGUACACCGGCAGACGAGAUGAUUGCAUGA